Molecule: messenger RNA, 729 nt
Organism: Auxenochlorella protothecoides
Lineage: Eukaryota; Viridiplantae; Chlorophyta; Trebouxiophyceae; Chlorellales; Chlorellaceae
Product: Set1/Ash2 histone methyltransferase complex subunit ASH2
Exons: 3
Coding region: 1-729 (242 amino acids)
Cellular component (GO): Set1C/COMPASS complex
Molecular function (GO): protein binding; transcription cis-regulatory region binding
Source: RefSeq, a predicted model, not a curated record
AUGUCUCCGGGGACCUGUGCUCUUCCUGGCGAAGAUGUGAAGCCGGCCCUCCCAGCCCCUGUGAAGCUGUCACCCACAGAUCGAGCUCCCCAAACCAGCAUCACCAACGACCUCACCCUCUCUAGCUCCCGCGGCUACCGUACCGUGCGUGCCACACAUGGCGUGAGCUCUGGGGCAUGGUACUAUGAAGUGACCGUGGAGUCCCUCGGUCAGACCGGCGCAGCCCGAAUCGGAUGGGCCACUGCUGUGGCUGAACUCCAGGGGCCUGUGGGUGGGGAUGCCAAGGGCUACUCCUACCGCUCCCUGGAAGGGUCCAAGGUGCAUGCCGGGGUCAGAGCCGACUAUGGCUCAGCCUGGGGGGAGCGAGACGUGAUUGGGUGCCUGCUCGUCCUCCCCCCCCCGCCGGCCUCCAGGACAGAGGCAGGCGAGGAGGCUGUGGCAUCCGCGUCCGGGUCGGUCUUCUUUUUCAAGAAUGGCGAGGCCCAGGGGGAGGCCUUCUCCGGCAUCCCUCUGGCGACCUACUACCCCGCUGUCUCCCUGUACACCCACGCCUCCCAGCCAACCCCCGCUCGCGUCUCUGUCAACUUUGGCGCAACGCCCCUGGCCAUCUGCGGUGGGCGGGACGGCUCCGAGGCCCUCGCCGCUGCCGUGCAGGUCCCGGCCGUCGAACCCGUCGCGGCCCUGUCCCUGGCAGUGAGCGCACCUCCGCGUGCCCUUGGCGCAGCCUGA